GACGGAAGGGAUGGCUUGAAAUUUGAGGAAAAGUUGCGUUUAUGUCGCGAACGACAAGAGGAUGAGAGACAGAGACGGUUACAGGACAUAGAGAUAUCUAUACAACAGAAGGGGAGAUAUCGGACGCAAGUGGAGGACGAGAGGCGCCGGAAGAUCGACGAGUUAAAGGUCAAGGACUUGGAGAAGAGGUCGGCCGUCGAGGAGCGCAAGAAACUGAUUUGGGAGGCGGAACAGGAGCGUAAGGAAGCGAUGGUUCGGCGAAGUAUGGAUAGGGAUAACAAACUGGAGGCCAAACGACUGGCCCAACGAAACAACACUAGUUUCGUGUUCGGCAGCUCAACGCCCCGUACCCUAGACCUGGACCUACCAUCGCUGGGCGGCAGUCGACAGACACUACUGUUCGCCACUCCUAAUCGACCCGCAGAUGAGAAUCAACACAAUUCCAGACGGAGACCAAUAUCUGCCUACUAUUCCGACGACUUUCACAGUGAGUUUCUCACUCCCUGUCCCCUCACCUUUCCGUCCGAAGUGUGUCUGAAGAGCACCUGA
Medioppia subpectinata is the source of this 549-nucleotide messenger RNA. Lineage: Eukaryota; Metazoa; Arthropoda; Arachnida; Sarcoptiformes; Oppiidae. The record is from the annotation of a GenBank genome assembly.